AUGCGCCGCGACGAGGCAGGGCGGGGCGGUCGGGCGGGCAGUGCGCCGGAAGAUCGCCGCAACGCCACACAGGAAAGCGCCUCCACUCGCUUCCUCUCCUGGACAACGACGGCGACGGCGAGUCGUGAGAGCGGCGGCACGAGGGAGGAGUCCGCGACGGAGCUAGAGCGGAGGCUGCACGAGCUCCAGCACCUCCGGGAUAGGGAGCGGUUCGAGGCGCUGGAGUCGGCGCCGCGGCGCGUGCUGCGGAAGCUGACGGAGAAGGAGAUGGAGGCGCAGCUGUGGCAGGACACGGCUACACUGGCGCUGGGUUCUGGAAAGAGCACCCUGGCACAAUACGUUUGUAACUAUGAGAAGCACAAAGGCCAACAUUUUGACAGUGUCAUGUUCAUUCAUGUGGGGAAGAGAUUCAGCAUGGGUGACAUAUUCCGUGAUAUGCUGGAGCAAAUCAAGGAGAGCCGGUCAUCUAUUGACAGAGAUCUUAAAAGUCUAAAAACAGAGUUGUGA
Messenger RNA from Miscanthus lutarioriparius, 507 nucleotides. The record is from the annotation of a GenBank genome assembly. NCBI's taxonomy places the organism in Eukaryota, Viridiplantae, Streptophyta, Magnoliopsida, Poales, Poaceae.